Molecule: messenger RNA, 1719 nt
Organism: Mesorhabditis spiculigera
Lineage: Eukaryota; Metazoa; Nematoda; Chromadorea; Rhabditida; Rhabditidae
Source: the annotation of a GenBank genome assembly
AUGGCCGGCGGUUCAUCGCGCAAGUCGCGCAAACGGGCCCCCGGCUCGCCGGUGCUCGCCCAGGCCAAAAUCAAGCUCCCAAAACUGCUGCUCAAGGCGGACGCAAGUGGAAAGAUUUCGGUGACCCGCAUAAACGAUCCGCCGACAGAGGAACGGACGCGUGACGAACAGUCCAGCAAAAACACGCCUUCCGGAAGUUCUGACAAGAAGCCGAAGAAAGAAAAUCAUUCGAAGAAGGAAAAUCAUUCUUCGGGCGUGAAAGCUAGUAUAUCGACCACUUCUACUACCGCAAUCGCCUCGGGAGCUGACCUCGUAGAAGGGCCUGAGAAACAAAAGAAGCCCAAGAAACCGUCGUCGGCGGCUGAAAAGUUGAUUACACCGCUCGCUUCUACCAGCCGCAACGGACACGUGAAGGGCGAGGACAGAUCGGAGAAGAGAAAGAGUGACAAGAAGUCGUUGGAAAUAAACGAAAAAGUGCGCGUGGAAGAAGAAAGUUUCAUUGCCUUGUCCGCUUCUACAAGUCACAUCUCCUCCGAGCUCAAGCCCAAUGACAGCCCGCCGAAGGAACGACCGGCCCAGACGGCGCGCAGCGCGCAGAUGUCGGCUAGGAGGAAACAAUUGCGCGAGCAGAAGAAGGCCGAACAGCUUGCGAGCGAAAAGCUGAAGGCCGAGCUUGCCGACGCGGUGUUGCUUCCUCCCCCGCCGCCGCCACCAAUUUUGGAGCCGGUUGAAGGCCAAAAACUCGCACCCGAUGCCUCUUCGCCGAUCGCCCCCAGCAGAUCUCAGGAGGUCGUGACGGCCACCGCCAAGUUGGACGCGAUGCAAGCGUACGCUUCUACGGAUGACGAGCACUACUACACGCCGACCAAAGCGAUCACCGCUUCUCACGACGACUCCACGCCGACCGUGCAGCCGGCGGGGACGGACAGCUUAUCUACGCCCAUUUCGCCGCUCAACACCGAUGCUUUCUUUACGCCUGGGACCACCGGAUAUAUCGGCCCGGUGUUUAAAUUUACCGCGGCUCGGAAGCAAGGAGAAGCGAAUGGGGUCGCGCAAGGUGCAAAACCGCCAUUCACCAAGGACUCGACGUUGAACGGGGGCUCUGCCACAAGGACGCCUUCCGUUACAAUUAUCGCAGACCUGAGAAAGGAUCUUCACAAAAGGAAACUCGAUUCAGCAAAGUCGACGGCCAACAAGGGCGCGGACGCUUCUACGCCGCUUGCGCGGGUCACGACAAAGCCAGCCAGAUCCGAGAUUGAUCUGGCGAAGUCUGGCAGGUCGGCCUUGGACGUGGCUCGGCAAAAACUUCAUGCGGACCGCUUGAAGAAACCUAACACCGACUUGUCGAUCCCAAAGCCUACCCCGCCGCAACGACAUGGUAUACAGGGUCUGGCCGAAAAGCGUGCCGAGCUGGAGCGGCAGAAGGCACUGGACGCUAGGAAGCUCAAGGAGCAAGAGAGCCACGCGGCAGCGGAGAGGAUGCGCGAGGCGACGAAGAUUGAGGUCGAAAAGAUGCGGCUGAGCGAUCGUCGGAAGCGCGACACGCAUCCGGUCUUCCAAGAAUCGUGCUUCUACGACGCGUGCGACAUCGUCGACGCCUGCGCCAAGCUGUGGGGCGACGCCAUCCCGAGCGAAUGGCUCGAAGGCCAUGAAGAUUACGAAGAAUCCGUGGACUCAGGCGACGAAAAUAAUAAGCAAACCAUGACCGGAAUCGUGGGC